Molecule: messenger RNA, 1110 nt
Organism: Metarhizium acridum CQMa 102
Lineage: Eukaryota; Fungi; Ascomycota; Sordariomycetes; Hypocreales; Clavicipitaceae
Source: RefSeq, a predicted model, not a curated record
AUGGCCCCCUCCACAGCCGCCUACCCCACGCCCACGCUCAGAGAGAAGCUCGACCUGCUCCCGGCACUGGGAUCCCUCGUCUUCACCACCAUCUCAGCGCUGCUGACAGGAUGGCGGCGCGGGCCCGACGAUGAGCCCUCGCUGUACCUGCACGUCGUGUACGCCGCGGUGCGCAAGCUCGUCGUCCGGCUGUCCUCGCCCCAGCAGCAAUGGGUCUUCCCCGACACAGACGCCGUGUACAAGCACCAGGCGGCGUCGUUCAAGCUCACCCCGCGCACAGUCGAGCUCCGCCACGGCGCCAAGGGCCACUGGAUCGGCGACCCGGACGCCAGGUGCGUCCUCGUCUGGUAUCACGUCCGCAAAACAGGCGGCGGCUUCAACCUCCCCGCGCUCAACGGCCACCUCGCCUUCUUCAUGACGCUCGUGCGGGCGCGCGCGGACCUGGCCGUCUUCUUCCUCGCCUACAGCCUCGCCCCGGCGGCCACGUACCCCGCGCAGCUGCGGCAGGCGGUCGAGGCCCUGAGGUACGGUGCGGCAGGGGCGCGCCGGCCCUCGCGCGUCGUCGUCGGCGGCGACUCGGCCGGCGGGAACCUCGUCGCCGGCGUGCUGUCGCACCUGGCGCACCGCCACGCCGAGAUUGACGACCUGUCGCUGGCCGAGCCCCUCGCCGCCGCGGUCAUGAUGGCCCCCUGGACCGCCCUGGACGGGCAAGUCCUGCUGAGCCCCUACAAUGGCGCCGACGUCCUCGAUGCCCCGGCCCUGAAGUACUGGGCGGAGAAGUACAUGGGCGCCCGCGCGCCGGACUACUACACCGACGCGUCGAGCGCGCCCGCCGACUGGUUCCGCGGGUUGCCCGUGGUGAGGAUACUGGUCUUGGCGGGCCAGAAUGAGAUCCUGCUGCCGAGCAUAAACGCCUUUGUCAAGACCCUCGAGGCUGGCUACGGCCCCGUCGAGUUUUACGUCGCGGAACGGGAGGCGCACAUUGCGCCCUUUGUGAACCUCAACUUCUAUUGUGGUGCGCCCACGGGGCAGGGCGACAAGUUGCAGUCUUGGCUGGACGCUUGGCUGGACGAGGUUGUUGCUUCGAGGAGUGAGACUGCCCAUUUGUGA